UGAAGGUGGGGCGUAUCAGGACGGGAGGGGGUUUCGGUUGGAAUAUGCAAAGCGACUGCCUGUCCGCUCGGCUGUUCAUGUGCGCCUCUCCCUGGGUCGGGUGUGUGUUUGGCUUUCCCGUCUGUGCUUCAAGCAACGUGCGGAGCUGGUUUAAUGCCUUUUAUGCAUUGAGAAGGCAUGCGGUGGACGGCGGAUCUGCACUAUGUGAACAUAACCGCUCAGGAGAAACAAACGGGACCUGCAGAAGAGAGCCAGACAGGAAGACUCGGCGUAUUGUCAGAGCAACAGCGGCAAACACAAGCACAGCAAGGCACGUCUGCAAUCACACCGGCUAGUAAAAGGAUUGGAUGAAUGCACCUGUGCUGCAGCCACACUUGUCAGACCGGUUACCGUGUGAGAGGACUCGAGCGGGCCUGACGGAGGAGGUGUUGCGUGAAGGUGACGAGAGGCCGUUGGGUGGUGUGGGCAGCUGAUCAAAGCCCUGUAAGUGGGCACUGACCCAGAAGAGACGAGGUUGCCAGCCAGGAACAGAGGGAGAGCGAGACAGCCAGCUUUCCGUCCCGUCGGGGCCCCAAGGCGGCUCCCUGAAGACCCCAUGAGUUGGCGGGAGUGUCCCCAGAGGGGGCCGGAGGCCUCGCGUCCCACCCCAGAGCAUCUGAGCUCCCUGCCCCGCGGGCGCGGUGGCGCUGGGUGUCGAGAGGAUUAACCCCCACACCCCUCCCUGUCACCACCACCCCCCCCCCCCUCCUCCCUCCGCUCCGGCAGCAGCCCCCCCCCCCCCUCCCUGCGCUCGUUACUCGGCUGUGAUCCAGAGAUGCCGUCCUGGCGAGCGUUGCCCUACAGCCCCGCAUGGGGACGUGGCACCAGCCGGGAUGGGGUGCCCUUGCCCGCGUUGACGCUGCCACGUCUGCUCUGGGCGUUGGCGCUCGUCCUCCUGCUGUUCGGCGCCGGCUGCGGCGCCAUCCACAUGGACUCUGCCCAGAGCCACAGCGCCUUCACCUGCGAGCCCAUCGGCCUGCGCAUGUGCCAGGGCCUGGCCUACAACACCACCUUCAUGCCCAACCUGCUCAACCACUACGACCAGCAGACCGCAGCCCUCGCCAUGGAGACGUUCCACCCCAUGGUGAACCUGCAGUGUUCUGCGGAGCUGCGCCCGUUCCUGUGUGCCCUGUACGCGCCCGUGUGUAUGGAGUACGGGCGCGUGUCCCUGCCGUGCCGCAGCCUGUGUGUGCGCGCCAAGCGUGACUGCCAGAAGCUCAUGGACAUGUUCGGCGUGACCUGGCCCGACGACAUGGACUGCUCCAGGUUCCCGGACUGUGACGAGUCGUACCCUCGGGCCGUGGACCUGCUGACCAUCGAGACUCUGACGGAGGAGCCGCCGGUGUCGGUGCAGCGGGACUACGGCUUCUGGUGCCCGCGCGAGCUGAAGGUGGACCCGGAGCUGAGCUACCGGUUCCUGGGCGCGCGCGACUGCUCGCCCCCCUGCCCCAACAUGUACUUCGGGCGCGAGGAGCUGGCCCUGGCGCGCUACUUCAUCGGCGUGGUGUCCAUCGUCUGCCUCUCCGCCACGCUCUUCACCUUCCUCACCUUCCUCAUCGACGUCACGCGCUUCCGCUACCCGGAGCGGCCCAUCAUCUUCUACGCCGUCUGCUACAUGAUGGUGUCGCUGGUCUUCUUCCUGGGCUUCCUGCUGGAGGACCGCGUGGCGUGCAACGCCGCCAGCCCCGGAAGCUUCCGCGCCGCCACGGUGACCCAGGGCUCGCACAACAAGGCCUGCACGCUGCUCUUCAUGACGCUCUACUUCUUCACCAUGGCGGGCAGCGUGUGGUGGGUGGUGCUCACGGGCACCUGGUUCUUGGCGGCCGUGCCCAAGUGGGGCAGCGAGGCCAUCGAGAAGAAGGCGCUGCUGUUCCACGCCAGCGCGUGGGGCAUCCCCGGCCUGCUCACCAUCACCCUGCUGGCGCUCAACAAGAUCGAGGGCGACAACGUGAGCGGCGUGUGCUUCGUGGGGCUGUACGACGUGCAGACGCUGCGCUGGUUCGUGCUGGCUCCGCUGUGCGUGGACGUGGUGGUGGGCGUCUCGCUGCUGCUGGCGGGCAUCGUGGCGCUGAACCGCGUGCGCAUGGAGAUCCCGCUGGAGAAGGAGAACCAGGACAAGCUGGUGAAGUUCAUGAUCCGCAUCGGCGUCUUCUCCGUGCUCUACCUGGUGCCGCUGCUCACCGUCAUCGGCUGCCUCGUCUACGAGCAGAGCUACCGGCACGUCUGGGAGACCACCUGGAUCAGGGACCGCUGCAGAGACUACCACAUACCCUGCCCAUACCAGGUGGAGGAGACGGGUAAGCCGGACCUGGUGCUGUUCCUGAUGAAGUACCUGAUGGGGCUGGUGGUGGGAAUCCCCUCUGUGUUCUGGGUCAGCAGCAAGAAGACCUGCUUCGAGUGGGCCAGCUUCCUGCAGGGCCGCCGACGCAAGGACAGCGCUGUGAACGAGAGCCGACAGGUCCUCCAGGAGCCCGACUUUGCCCAGUCCCUGCUGCUGCGUGACCCCGCGACCCCCGUCGUCAGGAAGUCGCGGGGCACGUCUACGCAGGGCACCUCCACCCACGCCUCCUCCACCCACCUGGCCAUGGCCGACGAGGAGCGCAGCCGAGCCGGCAGCGUCCACAGCCGCAUCAGCAGCUUUCACGGCAGCCUCCACCGCUCCAGAGACGGCAGGUACACGCCCUGUACGUACCGCGGCACUGAGGAUCGGCCGCCCUACGGCAGCAUGCCCCGCCUUAACGAACAAGUGUCCUCCCGUCACGCGAGUAUCCAAGACCUGGACAGCCAAUCACGGCACGGCAGCCAGAGCCACGCCUCUGCCUCUGUCACCGCCCCUAUCCUCCCCUCCCCCAGCUACGCCCCGGCCACGAGCAUCACACACGGCUCCAGCAUAAACCAGGCGGAGGAUGGGGCCAGCGCGUAACCCACGGAAACGGGAGCAGAAUUUCCUGAUGGACAGGCUGUGAUGGGGUCAGACUGCAUGAGUGUGUGUGUGUGUGUGUGUGUGUGUGUGUGUGGGGCAGACUACGGUUGAUCUGAAGUCUUGUGAGACACUUGUGAACUCCUCUCUCGUCAGAAGUGGGACGAGGUGCUAACUUGACGCCGCCGCAUCCCCUCACGCCUCAGGCUGUCCUCUUUGAACGGAAGCCACUGCAAAGACCACCGCGACAGCUGUGUGUGUGUGUGUGUGUGUGUGUAUCACUCAGACCUGUGGUGGUGCCCCUGUUAUGUGACACACACACACACACUGACUGCUAAUCCAAUAAGACUUGGAUGUGUUUUCUACUGUGACUAUGACAGGGAUGCUGGAUAGAGGCAGUAAUGUAUGGAUCUGAGUUGUGUACUACUGAAGGCCCAUGAGCUCUACUGGCCUGCUCUGGGG
This is a messenger RNA of Clupea harengus (Atlantic herring), 3421 nucleotides long. RefSeq names its product frizzled class receptor 3b (gene fzd3b). The record is from RefSeq and is a predicted model, not a curated record. The transcript is spliced from 7 exons. Gene Ontology annotation, molecular function: Wnt-protein binding; Wnt receptor activity. Gene Ontology annotation, biological process: non-canonical Wnt signaling pathway; canonical Wnt signaling pathway. NCBI's taxonomy places the organism in Eukaryota, Metazoa, Chordata, Actinopteri, Clupeiformes, Clupeidae. Bases 815 to 2962 code for a protein of 715 amino acids. Gene Ontology annotation, cellular component: plasma membrane.